Knipowitschia caucasica is the source of this 2601-nucleotide messenger RNA. The record is from the annotation of a GenBank genome assembly. Lineage: Eukaryota; Metazoa; Chordata; Actinopteri; Gobiiformes; Gobiidae.
AUGAGAGGGUCGCGUCCCUCCGCCUCCGGCAGUGCAGAGUACCCGGCCUUCUUGGAGUCCUUGGGAGGGGUACUGGACGGUGCACCGCCCGGGGACUCCGUCAUUCUCCUGGGGGACUUCAACGCCCAUGUGGGAGUCGCCAGUGACACUUGGAGAGGGGUGAUUGGAAAGAACGGCCCCCCUGAUUUGAACCCGAGCGGUGUUCAGUUGUUGGACUUCUGUGCCAGUCACAGUUUGUCCAUCACGAACACCAUGUUCGAGCACAAGGGUGUCCACCAGUGCACGUGGCACCAGGACACCCUAGGUCGGAGGUCGAUGAUCGACUUUGUUGUCGUAUCAUCUGACCUUCGACCGCGUGUCUCGGACACUCGGGUAAAGAGAGGGGCGGAGCUGUCAACCGAUCAUCACCUGGUCGUGAGUUGGAUCCGCUGGCAGGGGAAGAAGCCGGCCAGACCUGGCAGACCCAAGCGUAUAGUGAGGGUCUGCUGGGAACGUCUCGCUGAGCCCCCUGUCAGACGGACUUUCAACUCUCACCUCCGGGAGAGCUUCUCCCAGGUCCCGGCGGAAGAGGGGGACAUGGAGUCCGAGUGGACCAUGUUCUCUGCCUCAAUCGCCGAUGCGGCGGAUUGUAGCUGUGGUCGCAAGGUCUCUGGUGCUGGUCCCGGCGGCAACCCCCGAACCCGGUGGUGGACACCGGCAGUAAGGGAUGCUGUCAGGCUGAAGAAGGAGUCCUAUCGAGCCAUGAUGGUUCGGGGGACUCCUGGGGCAGCUGUCCAGUACCGGCAGGCCAAGCGUGCCGCGGCCCGGGCUGUUGCAGAGGCAAAAACCCGGGACUGGGAGAAGUUCGGAGAGUCCAUGGAGCAUGACUAUCGGUCGGCCUCAAAGAGAUUCUGGCAAACCAUCCGGCGCCUCAGGAGGGGGAAGCAGUUCUUUGCCAACACCAUGUACGGUGCGGGUGGAGAGCUGCUGCCCUCGACUGGGGAUAUUGUCGGGCGGUGGAAGGAAUACUUUGAGGUUCUCCUCAAUCCCCCCGUCACGUCCUCUGUUACAGAGGCAGAGGCUGAGGAUGUUGGGGCGGAUACAUCCAUCUCCCUGGCUGAGGUCACCAAGGUGGUUGGUAGCCUCCAUGGUGGCAAGGCUCCGGGUGUGGAUGAGAUCCGCCCUGAUUAUCUAAAGUCUCUGGAUGUUGUAGGACUGUCUUGGCUGACACGUCUCUGCAACAUCGCGUGGCGAUCGGGGGCAGUGCCAAUGGAGUGGCAGACCGGGGUGGUGGUCCCUCUCUACAAGAAGGGGGACCGGAGGGUGUGUUCCAAUUAUCGUGGGAUCACACUCCUCAGCCUCCCCGGUAAGGUCUACUCCAGGGUACUGGAGAGGAGGUUACGGCCGAUGGUCGAAUCUCGGAUCCAGGAGGAGCAGUGUGGUUUUCGUCCCGGUCGCGGAACACUGGACCAGCUCUAUACUCUCCAUCGGAUACUCGAGGGUUCAUGGGAGUUCGCCCAACCUGUCCACAUGUGUUUUGUGGAUUUGGAGAAGGCGUUCGACUGUGUUCCCCGGGGUGUCCUUUGGGGGGUUCUCCGGGAGUACGGGGUCGGGGGUCCUCUGCUGAGGGCCAUCCGAUCCCUGUAUGACCGGAGCCAGAGCUGUGUUCGCAUUGCCGGCAGUAAGUCAGACCUGUUCCCGGUGAAUGUUGGCCUCCGACAGGGCUGCCCUUUGUCACCGGUUCUGUUCACUGUAUUUAUGGACAGAAUAUCUAGGCGCAGCCAGGGGUCGGAGGGGGUCCGGUUCGGAGACCACAGGAUUUCAUCUCUGCUGUUUGCGGACGAUGUUGUCCUGUUGGCUCCAACGAACCAGGACCUGCAACAUGCACUGGGGCGGUUUGCAGCCGAGUGUGAAGCGGCUGGGAUGAGAAUCAGCACCUCCAAAUCCGAGGCCAUGGUGCUCGACCGGAAAAAGGUGCCUUGCCCUCUGCAGGUGGGUGGAGAGGUCCUUCCUCAAGUGGAGGAGUUCAAGUAUCUCGGGGUCUUGUUCACGAGUGAGGGAAGAAUGGAGCGUGAGAUUGACAGGCGGAUCGGUGCAGCGUGCGCAGUGAUGCGGUCGCUGUAUCGGACCGUUGUGGUAAAAAGGGAGCUGAGCCGAAAGGCAAAGCUCUCGAUUUACCGGUCAAUCUUCGUUCCCUCCCUCACCUAUGGUCAUGAGCUUUGGGUAAUGACCGAAAGAACGAGAUCGCGGAUACAAGCGGUCGAAAUGAGCUUCCUCCGCAGAGUGGCUGGGUGCUCCCUUAGAUAUAGGGUGAGGAGCUCAGUCACACGGGAGGAGCUCGGAGUAGAGCCGCUGCUUCUCCACGUCGAGAGGAACCAGUUGAGGUGGCUCGGGCAUCUGUUCCGGAUGCCUCCUGGACGCCUCCCUGGGGAGGUGUUCCGGGCACGUCCCACCGGGAGGAGGCCCCGGGGAAGACCCAGGACACGCUGGAGGGACUAUGUCUCUCAGCUGGCCUGGGAACGCCUUGGAGUCCCCCCGGACGAGCUGGAGGAAGUGUGUGUGGAUAGGGAAGUCUGGGCGUCUCUGCUUAGACUGCUGCCCCCGCGACCCGGCAAAGGAUAA